Molecule: messenger RNA, 2309 nt
Organism: Ricinus communis (castor bean)
Lineage: Eukaryota; Viridiplantae; Streptophyta; Magnoliopsida; Malpighiales; Euphorbiaceae
Product: synaptotagmin-2
Exons: 12
Coding region: 268-1887 (539 amino acids)
Cellular component (GO): endoplasmic reticulum
Molecular function (GO): lipid binding
Source: RefSeq, a predicted model, not a curated record
CGCGCCUAAAAGAAUUUUCAGUUUCAAGCCGUUGAGAAAACCCAAUGGUUCGUUAAACGUAAAAAAGAUUGGCCACAAGAAUAAAUGCUCCUUUAUUACAUUUACUUACCUGACUUAUGAUAAAGAGCAAGAAAUCUUGGAAUACAAUAAGAUUACAACUACAAGACAGCUUUUUUCUUGAUUUUGAGUUACUUUUCUUUUUCUUUUCCCUUCAAGUACUACUGUGUCUGGGUUCUUAAUUAAGUGGUGUUCUUGAAGAGAUUGGAGAUGGGCAUUUUGAGUAGUAUACUUGGUUUUUUUGGAUUUGGAAUAGGAACUUCAAUUGGGAUUACGAUCGGGUACUAUAUGUUUAUCUACUUUCAGCCGACUGAUGUGAAGGAUCCUGUAAUUCGUCCUUUGGUAGAACAAGACUCAAAAACUUUGCAACGAAUGCUUCCAGAAUUACCCCUUUGGGUGAAAAAUCCAGACUAUGAUCGGGUUGACUGGCUUAACAGAUUCAUUGCGACCAUGUGGCCUUACUUGGAUACUGCAAUUUGCAAGACUGUAAAGACUAUAGCAAAACCCAUUAUUGCUGAGCAAAUUCCGAAAUAUAAAAUUGACUCUGUUGAAUUUCAAGAACUUACCUUGGGCUCCCUGCCGCCAACUUUUCAAGGAAUAAAAGUUUAUAUCACUGAUGAGAAAGAGCUGAUCAUCGAGCCAUCAUUGAAAUGGGCUGGAAAUCCAAACAUUAUCAUUGCAGCUAAAGCAUUUGGUUUGAGAGCUACAGUUCAGGUGGUGGAUUUGCAAGUGUUUGCUGCUCCACGCAUCACUCUAAAGCCUUUAGUUCCUACCUUUCCAUGUUUCGCCAGUAUAUUUGUCUCUCUAAUGGAGAAGCCCCAUGUUGACUUUGGACUGAAACUGCUCGGAGCAGAUGUCAUGUCCAUUCCUGGUCUAUACCGAUUUGUCCAGGAGCUUAUUAAAGAUCAAGUUGCAAAUAUGUAUUUGUGGCCGAAAGCCCUACAAGUACCAAUCCUGGAUCCUGCUAAAGCUGCAAAGCGACCUGUUGGUAUUCUGUCUGUGAAGGUUGUGAGGGCAAUGAAGCUUAAAAAGAAAGAUUUUCUUGGGGCAUCAGAUCCUUACGUGAAAUUAAAGCUCACUGAAGAUAAGCUACCUUCAAAGAAAACAGCUAUUAAGCACAAAAACUUGAACCCUGAAUGGAAUGAGGAAUUUAACAUUGUUGUUAAAGAUCCAGAAACUCAAGCCUUAGAGGUUAUUGUUUAUGACUGGGAACAGGUUGGCAAACAUGAAAAGAUGGGUAUGAAUGUUGUUCCAUUGAAAGAGCUUACACCUGAUGAGCCAAAAGUUAUGACACUUGAUCUGCUAAAAAACAUGGAUCCAAAUGAUGCUCAAAAUGAAAAAUCUCGUGGGCAGCUUGUUUUGGAACUGAUAUACAAACCUUUCAAGGAGGAUGAGAUGCCAAAUGAUGUUGCAGAUUCAAAUGAUGUAGGAAAGGCUCCAGAAGGUACACCUGCUGGUGGCGGUUUACUUGUGGUUAUUGUACAUGAAGCUCAAGACAUUGAAGGAAAGCACCACACAAAUCCUUACGUGCGAUUGCUCUUCAGAGGGGAGGAGAAACGAACUAAGCUGGUGAAGAAAAAUAGAGAUCCAAGGUGGGAAGAGGAGUUUCAAUUCACGCUAGAGGAACCGCCUACAAAUGAUAGAAUCUAUGUGGAAGUUCUCAGUGCCUCCUCAAGGAUGGGUAUACUUCAUCCCAAGGAAAACUUGGGAUAUGUAACCAUAAACCUAGCUGAUGUCGUCAACAACAAGAGAACCAAUGAGAAAUACCAUCUUAUCGACUCAAGGAACGGUCGGAUUCAAAUUGAGCUGCAAUGGAGAACUUCUUCUUAAGAUUCGUACCAUUAUUGGCAGGGUGUCCAAGUGGAGUGUGCUUUUGUGUUGAUAGUAUUUGGAGAACUUCAGUGAGCUUUCUAAUAAUAAACCCUGCUGAUAGAACUUGUAAUUUUUAAGCUUGAUGAUUCUCUGAAAUUCAGUAGCAUUUUCUAGUCUUGCAAUUUUUCUGCCUUAUUAUCAACUGAUCCUGUUGAUGUGAAUAGGAGAAAAUCCAUCCGACUGUGUAGUGUGCAGCCCAUUCUUAGAUUUUAAUUGAAAGUUGCUACAGCCUUGUAUGCAUCAUAUCCUUUAGGUGCAACUGUACAGUUGACAUGUGUUGUUGAUUAAUUGUCAAGAAGCACCGCACUUGGUCAUCUUCUGUAUAAACGGUAGAGAAGCUCAGCCGCUUGAUUGAUAAAACAGUUUUCCCUUCCUCUCUA